This is a messenger RNA of Manis pentadactyla (Chinese pangolin), 6197 nucleotides long. It is a transcript of the gene MAN2A2, whose product is annotated as mannosidase alpha class 2A member 2. Gene Ontology annotation, biological process: N-glycan processing; mannose metabolic process; protein deglycosylation. Gene Ontology annotation, molecular function: carbohydrate binding; alpha-mannosidase activity. Gene Ontology annotation, cellular component: Golgi membrane. The transcript is spliced from 22 exons. NCBI's taxonomy places the organism in Eukaryota, Metazoa, Chordata, Mammalia, Pholidota, Manidae. The record is from RefSeq and is a predicted model, not a curated record. Bases 184 to 3771 code for a protein of 1195 amino acids.
CACCGGGGCCCCGCGGAAGCGCGGCUGCGGCGCGCCGUGCCGGCAGCGAGGGGAGGGCGGACGCCCGCCUUCGCCCGAGUGGCUGCCUCGGCGGGCCGCCGCCCCGGGCAUGUGAGCGCGGCAGCUGGCCCGCGGGCCCGGAGCGGCGCGGAGGCCGGCCGCACACGGUGUGUGGAGGCCAGUAUGAAGCUGAAAAAGCAGGUGACUGUGUGUGGGGCUGCUGUCUUCUGUGUGGCAGUCUUCUCGCUCUACCUCAUGCUGGACCGAGUGCAGCACGAUCCCACCAGACAUCAGAAUGGUGGGAACUUCCCCCGGAGCCAAAUUUCUGUGCUGCAGAACCGCAUUGAGCAGCUGGAGCAGCUGCUGGAGGAGAACCAUGAGAUCAUCAGCCACAUCAAGGACUCCGUGCUGGAGCUGACAGCCAACGCGGAGGGCCCGCCCGCCCUGCUGCCCUACUACACGGCCAAUGGCUCCUGGGUGGUGCCGCCGGAUCCCCGGCCCAGCUUCUUGUCCAUCUCCCCUCAAGACUGCCAGUUUGCUUUGGGGGGCCAGCACCAGAAGCCAGAGCUGCAGAUGCUGACUGUGUCGGAGGAGCUGCCAUUUGACAACGUGGAUGGCGGUGUGUGGAAGCAAGGCUUCGACAUCUCCUACAGCCCACACGACUGGGAUGCGGAAGCCCUGCAGGUGUUUGUGGUGCCCCACUCUCACAACGACCCAGGCUGGAUCAAGACCUUUGACAAGUACUACACAGAGCAGACACAGCACAUCCUCAAUAGCAUGGUGUCCAAGCUGCAGGAGGACCCCCGGCGGCGCUUCCUCUGGGCGGAAGUCUCCUUUUUUGCCAAGUGGUGGGACAACAUCAAUGCCCAAAAGAGAGCGGCAGUGCGAAGGCUGGUGGGAAAUGGGCAGCUGGAGAUUGCAACAGGAGGCUGGGUAAUGCCAGAUGAGGCCAACUCCCAUUACUUCGCGCUGAUUGACCAGCUCAUCGAGGGCCACCAGUGGCUGGAGAAAAACCUUGGUGUAACCCCGCGCUCUGGCUGGGCGGUGGACCCCUUUGGACACAGCCCCACCAUGCCUUACCUGCUGCGCCGCGCCAACCUGACCAGCAUGCUGAUUCAGAGGGUGCACUAUGCCAUCAAGAAGCACUUUGCUGCCACCCACAGCCUGGAGUUCAUGUGGAGGCAGACCUGGGACUCGGACUCCAGCACAGACAUCUUCUGCCACAUGAUGCCCUUCUACAGCUAUGAUGUCCCCCAUACCUGUGGCCCGGAUCCCAAGAUCUGCUGCCAGUUUGAUUUCAAACGCUUGCCCGGUGGGCGCAUCAACUGCCCUUGGAAGGUGCCACCCCGGGCUGUCACAGAGGCGAACGUGGCUGAGAGGGCCGCCCUGCUCCUGGACCAGUACCGGAAGAAGUCCCGGCUCUUCCGCAGCAACGUGCUGCUGGUGCCGCUGGGCGACGACUUCCGAUACGACAAGCCCCAGGAGUGGGAUGCCCAGUUCUUCAACUACCAGCGGCUCUUCGACUUCCUCAACAGCCAGCCCGACCUCCACGUGCAGGCCCAGUUCGGCACCCUCUCUGACUAUUUCGACGCUCUGUACAAGAGGACAGGGGUGGAGCCUGGGGCCCGGCCGCCGGGCUUCCCCGUGCUGAGCGGGGAUUUCUUCUCCUACGCGGACCGGGAGGACCACUACUGGACGGGGUAUUACACUUCCCGGCCUUUCUACAAGAGCCUGGACCGCGUCCUGGAAGCCCACCUGCGGGGGGCAGAGAUUCUGUACAGCCUGGCUGUGGCCCACGCCCGCCGCUCUGGACUGGCCAGCCAGUACCCGCUCUCCAACUUCGCCCUCCUGACAGAAGCGCGGCGCACGCUGGGGCUCUUCCAGCACCACGACGCCAUCACCGGCACGGCCAAGGAAGCGGUGGUGGCGGACUAUGGGGUCAGGCUCCUGCGCUCCCUGGUCAGCCUGAAGCAGGUCAUCAUUCAUGCAGCUCACUACCUGGUGCUGGCGGACAAGGAGACCUACCACUUUGACCCGGAGGCGCCCUUCCUCCAGAUGGAUGACACCCGCUUAAGUCACGAUUCCCUGCCCGAGCGCACGGUGAUCCACCUGGAGUCAUCACCCAGGUACGUGGUACUGUUCAACCCGCUGGAUCAGGAGCGGCUCAGCAUGGUGUCCCUGCUCGUCAGCUCGCCGCGGGUCCGUGUCCUCUCGGAGGACGGCCAGCCCCUGGCUGUGCAGAUCAGUGCACGCUGGAGCUCUGCCACUGACAUGGUCCCUGACGUCUACCAGGUGUCUGUGCCCGUCCGCCUGCCUGCCCUGGGCCUUGGUGUGCUGCAGCUGCAGCUGGGCCUGGACGGGCACCACGCCCUGCCCUCCUCCGUGCGCGUCUACCUGCAUGGCCGCCAGCUGUCUGUCAGCAGGCACGAGGCAUUUCCUCUGCGCAUCGUUGACUCUGGCACCGGCGACUUUGCCCUCAGCAACCGCUACAUGCAGGUCUGGUUCUCAGGCCUUACCGGGCUCCUCAAGAGCAUCCGAAGGGUAGACGAGGAGCAGGAGCAGCGGGUGGACAUGGAGUUCCUCGUCUAUGGCACCCGCACAUCCAAAGACAAGAGUGGAGCCUACCUCUUCCUGCCCGACGGCGAGGCCCAGCCCUACGUCCCCAAGGAUCCCCCUGUGCUGCGUGUCACCGAAGGCCCUUUCUUCUCCGAGGUGGUGGCGUACUAUGAGCACGUUCACCAGGUGGUCCGGCUUUAUAACCUGCCAGGGGUGGAAGGACUGUCCCUGGACAUGGCAUCCCUGGUGGACAUCCGGGACUAUGUCAAUAAGGAGCUGGCCCUGCGCAUCCACACAGACAUUGACAGCCAGGCCACCUUCUUCACAGACCUCAAUGGCUUUCAGGUGCAGCCCAGGCGGUAUCUGAAGAAGCUGCCCCUGCAGGCCAACUUCUACCCCAUGCCAGUCAUGGCCUACAUCCAGGACACGCAGAGCCGCCUCACGCUGCACACUGCGCAGGCCCUCGGCGUCUCCAGCCUCCGGGACGGCCAGCUGGAGGUGAUCUUGGACCGGCGGCUGAUGCAGGAUGACAACCGGGGCCUGGGCCAGGGGCUCAAGGACAACAAGAGAACCUGCAACCGUUUCCGCCUCCUGCUGGAACGGCGGACGCCCAGCAGGGAGGUCCCAGGUGGCCCUUCUACCAGCUACCCGUCCCUCCUCAGCCACCUGACCUCCAUGUACCUGAGUGCCCCGGAGCUUGCCCUGCCCGUGGCCAGGAGGCGGCUCCCAGGCCCCGGCCUGCGCUCCUUCCAUCCUCUGGCUUCCUCACUGCCCUGCGACUUCCACCUGCUCAACCUGCGUGCGCUCCAGGCCCAGGUGAGGACCACCCCGCCCUGUACCUGCAGGCCCGGAACCUGGCCUCUCCUCACCCACCUCCUGCCCGUCCCAGUACUGCCGCACCUGUGGGCUGAAGGGCCGCCCCCCCCCCACCCUUGUCUGUCCGUCAUCCAGGACGAUAGCUUGCCCUCUGCAGAAACUGCGCUCAUCUUACACCGCAAGGGUUUCGACUGUGGCCUUGAGGCCAAGAACUUGGGCUUCAACUGCACCACGAGCCAAGGCCAGGUGGCCCUGGGGAGCCUGUUCCGUGGCCUGGAUGUGGGCUUCCUGCAGCCAACCUCCUUGACAUUACUAUACCCGCUGGCCUCACCGUCCAACAGCACGGACAUCUACCUGGAGCCCAUGGAGAUCGCCACCUUCCGCCUCCGCUUGAGCUAGGGCUUCAUGUGCCCUGAGACGAAGGUCAUCCACAGGGGCUGCCUCUCUACCCGUAAGGUUGGGUUGGACAAGCUGCGCUGGCUGUCCCAUCCCGAUCUACCUCUCAGAACUGUGAUAGACUCAGCUCUGCCCUCGCUUUCCGUGUACUGUCGCUUCUGUGUUCGGGGGCAGCCCACACCCCAGCAUCGGGUAGAUAGGGCGGUGACUAGUGAGACCAAAGGGAGAAGGCCCUCGGCCAGAACAGCCAGUGCCGGCCUCCGCUUUGGGCUGCGAGUGGCCACCCAGUUGGGCACAGGUUCAAGCACCCCUCCUUUUCCCAAAUGAGAUGGUGACGCAGGGACGGAAGAGGUAGGGGAGGCUGAGUGGGAAACAGUCCAGCGUCUGGGCUGCUGUAGGAGAGAGCUGGCUCUAGGGGCAUCCUGUGGUUUUGCAGGGACUGCACGGCCUGGUGUGAUCGGCAGGAACUGAGCGAUGGCUAGGAGGAGGGGGAGGGGACCCAGAGUUAGUGCCGUGGGGGAGUAGAAGGAAUUGCGCUUUCUGGGAUGGCCCCAUCUAACUGCUCUCCGACCUGCACACCCUGGCUGGGGGCUGUGAUGCCAUGGGAAGGACUCACUAGAGACUGCAUCAUGGCCAGAGGUCAUAGGCCACUUCGGGUACCAAAACCUCCGUCUCACACUGGAUUUCACACUUGGUCUGUGUGUGGGCUGUGGGGUCACGGCUGGGACGUGGAGUCCUCCAUCUGCGUGACUCCUGUACUCGGGACGCCCCCUUCCCUUCAUGGGGAUGUUUAGUCUGGCAAACUUCCUUUCUCUGGAAAGAAAGUGAAGCCUCCAGGACUCCAUGUGCACAGGCAACUGGAGAAGGCCUUCAGCGCUGCCCACCAGUCUGGACGCCCUCCCCUGGAAGCAUGUGAUCCCUGGCGCGCCGAGGGACUAGGGACACGCCAAGGGAAUCGCCAGGCAGUGGGGCUGCCCAUCAGGCUUCAUUUCAGCUUCAAUUAAGAGAAAAAUGUAUCAUGGUCUCCAUAGAUGCUGAAACAAUAUUUGGUAAAAUUUUAAAUCUAUCCCUUAUUAAAACUCUUAGUAAGUUAAGGUUAGAAAGCAAUAUCCUAAUUGAGAUAAAGGCCUCUGUCAGAAACCAACAGUUACGGCGCUCUGAAGAGUCAGACACCACAGGCAUUCCCAUCAAAGUCAAGAACUAGCCCAGGACACGGAGUUAUUAGCAGUGUCCUGGCACACUGACCGCCUGCAGGGGCAGAUGAGGGAGGUGAGGAAGGGUGACAGUCAUUAUUUUUUGAUGCCGAACAGCUAACCUAUAAAAUGUAAGCGAAUCAGUAAAGGCCUCCUAGGAGUGUUCUGCAAGUUGACCCAAAUGGUCCAAACCAUGUUCCUGUAAAAAUGUUGGUUCUCUCCAAAUCAGCCCAUAAACUCAGUGAAUUCCAGUGAGGUGGGAUCCUUUUUGGAAUUUGACAGGUUCUCAAGUUCAUUUGGAGGAGUAAACAUUGAAAACACUAGGAGAAUCUGAAUGAUAGUGGGCUGGGGUGGUGGUGCUGAGGCUGGUAGAAGGCUCCUUCCUGGAGGAGAGGAUCUCAGACCACGCGUUCAGAAGGUGUGACCGGGGGUGCAGCCAGCAGAACAAGGGAGUGCCCAGCAGCAGACCCAGGUGCGUGAGAAUUUAGUAUAAGAUAAAAGGCAUAUUUUAAGUGGGGCAAAAGAUGGGUUAUUUAAUAAAUAGUCGGUUGAGACAACUAGCCAUCUAUUAAAGUAAGAGUGAGAUCUCUACCUCACAGUUUCCUCAAAAAUUAGGUCCACAGGGAAAAAAAACCCUACAAAAUUACUGAAGAAAAUACAGAAUAUUUUUAUACCUCUGGUGUGGGAAGGUCUAUUCUAAAUGUAACAUGAAACCUUAGAGAUACAUAAGGGAAAAGAGAAACAGAUUUCGCCACACAAGAACAGUGAAAGUUUCUGUGUGAUGGAAAACAUCAAGGCUGAAAUACAAAUGACAGAUUUGGGAAAAUAUACUUGCUGCACUUAAAAAAUUGGUGAGUAUAAUUACUUUAGGAGAAAAGCUUGCUUUGGGGUCCUUCGAGAAAGUCACCAAGGCCUGCUAAGCAGCUCCCUACAGGUUCAAGAGUGACACAGCUGAGCUCUUCCUGGUCACCCGGGGUUACUGCUGCCAACAGCAGGCCAGGGCAUGUGGAAUUCUGUCUGUGUCACACGGAAGAAAUAAGAUUAUCAAUGUGAAGUGCUCAGCAUAGUGCCUGGUACAUCUGAGAGCUCAAUAACUAUGAGCCAUCAUCAUAUUAGUAAAGGAUGCUAAGCAAUUAUAUUAUAGCAGGUGUUAUUUGCUGUAUAAUUUGUAAUCAAAUGGUAAGGGAGAAUCUGAACCCUUAGAAAAUUAGCCGAAUAAAGGCUAUUAUCGUUGGA